Molecule: messenger RNA, 2936 nt
Organism: Cajanus cajan (pigeon pea)
Lineage: Eukaryota; Viridiplantae; Streptophyta; Magnoliopsida; Fabales; Fabaceae
Product: mitogen-activated protein kinase 15
Biological process (GO): protein phosphorylation
Molecular function (GO): ATP binding; MAP kinase activity
Source: RefSeq, a predicted model, not a curated record
UUUAUGACGAGCUUGUCUCUCUGUUCCUGAACUUACAGAGUCACCACGCCAGACCCUUCUUCAACUUCAACUACAUUACAUGUUCUCUGUGUCUCUGGGACUCUCUCUCUGAGAUCUAAAACCUUUCCUUUCCUUUUCCCACUCUCACUUCUCCAUUCCAAUCUCUAGAAUCCGCUUCUUCAAUUCCCCGCUUUCUCUCAAAACGAAUCAUAUUCGCUACCAUUUCCUUUUUUCUCUCUGCCUCUGUUUAUUAUUUUUUAUUCAUACCCUUCAGCCCCGUUAGUGAUCAUCGCCACAAGAUUAGUUUUUUCCGCUUAUUCGCAGCUCAAUUCAUUAGAAUAACUUAUUCUCCAACGUGAUCUGUAUCUGGGGCAUUUACAACUAUAUUUUGGUACUUCCGCCAAAUUGUCUAUGUUGUUCUUGUUUCCUCUUCUGAAUUCUCCGUCUCUUACUCAGUGCUGUGAAGUGUAGUUUUUAGCCGCCAAAUUUUACUGGCCUUGUCUUCAUAUCAUUGAGCUCUAAAGUUCUUUAUUUUUUACUCCUUAAUUUAUCCAAUUUUCUUUUUGCACCUUUUUUGAUUAUUGCUUUUUGAUCACCCCUCGAGAUCAGGGGAUUCUAGUGCGGUGUUAAAUUAACAGGAAGUGGGAGUUUGGUGAUCUGAAUUUGAGUCGCGGUUGGGGUUGUAGGAUCAUUGAAGAGUUUUAUGCUUAGUUGCCAAGAUGCCACAUGAUCAGAGAAAAAAGUCAUCUAUAGAUGUAGACUUUUUUACAGAAUAUGGCGAAGGGAGUAGAUACAGAAUAGAGGAAGUAAUUGGUAAAGGAAGCUAUGGUGUUGUUUGCUCUGCAUAUGAUACACACACCGGUGAAAAGGUUGCAAUAAAGAAAAUCAAUGACAUAUUUGAACAUGUUUCUGAUGCCACCCGCAUUCUUCGUGAGAUCAAGCUUCUUAGACUCUUACGCCAUCCUGAUAUUGUGGAGAUCAAGCAUAUUUUGUUGCCUCCUUCUAGAAGGGAAUUCAAAGACAUAUAUGUUGUUUUUGAACUAAUGGAAUCUGAUUUACAUCAGGUCAUCAAAGCAAAUGAUGAUUUAACUCCAGAGCAUUACCAGUUUUUUCUCUAUCAGCUUCUUCGAGGCUUGAAGUAUAUACACACAGCAAAUGUUUUUCACCGAGAUCUAAAGCCGAAAAAUAUUUUAGCAAAUGCUGACUGCAAGCUGAAGAUUUGUGACUUUGGUCUUGCUAGAGUGGCUUUCAAUGAUACGCCAACUGCUAUAUUUUGGACAGAUUACGUUGCAACAAGGUGGUAUAGAGCUCCUGAAUUGUGUGGAUCCUUUUUCUCCAAGUAUACCCCAGCUAUAGAUAUAUGGAGCAUUGGCUGCAUUUUUGCAGAACUUUUAACUGGAAAGCCUCUUUUCCCUGGGAAGAAUGUUGUCCAUCAAUUGGACAUCAUGACUGAUUUUCUUGGAACACCAUCACCUGAAGCCAUUGCUAGGAUACGAAAUGAGAAAGCUCGGAGGUACUUGAGCAGCAUGCGUAAGAAGAAGCCAGUUCCUUUCUCCCAAAAGUUUCCUAAUGUAGAUCCGCUUGCUCUUCGUGUAUUAGAAAGAAUGCUGGCAUUUGAACCUAAGGAUCGACCUACUGCUGAAGAGGCUCUAGCAGAUCCAUAUUUUAAAGGCUUGGCCAAGGUUGAGAGAGAGCCUUCUGCUCAGCCAGUUACAAAGAUGGAAUUUGAAUUUGAGAGAUGUAGGAUAACAAAGGAAGAUGUGAGAGAGCUUAUAUACCGAGAGACUUUGGAGUACCAUCCGAAGAUGUUAAAAGAACAUCUAGAGGGAGAAGAGCCAACAGGAUUCAUGUAUCCAAGUGCUGUGGACCACUUCAAGAAGCAAUUUGCAUAUCUUGAGGAGCAUUAUGGAAAAGGCGGAACUGUUACUCCUCCUGAGAGGCAGCAUGCAUCACUACCCAGGCCAUGUGUAUUGUAUUCAGAUAACUCAAGACACAAUAUGGCUGAAGUUGCAGGUGAUCUCUCCAAGUGUAGCAUCAAAGAAGUUGAGAAGCCAGCCAUAGAUAGGAGUAGGACUGGUGGUAUCCCAAUGACCAGGCUUCCUUUACAAGCUCCUCAUAAUAUUCAAGGUGUGAUGACUGAUGGUACAAUGCAUUGCUGCACGGCCCGGAAAAGUUGUAGGUUCAGUAUUGCGUUAUAACAACUGUGGGGUAGCAGUGACAGCUGAGGCUGAGCAGCGGAGGAUGGGUAGAAAUCCAUCUGUUCCAGUUCAGUUUGCUGCUCCAAGCUGUUCAUAUCCAAGAAGAAACCCAAGCUGUAAAAAUGAGAGAGCAGAAGAGGGGAUUGAAGGUGCUAAUGGACUUCAGACGAAGCCUCAAUACGUGGCACGAAAAGUUGCUGCUGCUGCUCAAGGUGGACCUGGUGGUAGUUGGCAUUGAUUAUUGAAUUUGGAAAUGUUGAAUUUGUAGCCUGCAACUGCUUUGUGUCAGCAUACAAGGGUCGCUUGUCCCACAUGAAACCCAGAUCAAUUGUCUAAACCCUAAACCCUAAACCCUUAGCUGAUGUUCUAUUAGAUCUUGCAAUUUGCUUCAUCAAUUUAAAGUGUGGAAGGUUCCACGUGGUCCAAUUACGAUACUCUUACUCUCUAGUUCGUUAAUAACAGAGAACGAAAGAUCAGAAAGCAUGAAAUGAAGGCAGUGCAAUUGCUGCUACAUGUUUGUGCUGUUAUAUUUUGCAGAAUGUAAGCCGUUGAUAUUACCUUCCCUUCAUAUUUUGGGCAUCAUCCAUAACAAUGAUAUUGUAUUUUAUAACCCACUGGCUUCUUGUUGUAGUCAAAUAAUUUGUUCCUUCUUUGUAAUGUCUCUGUCUCUGAAGAUUAAUUAGAAACUGGAAUUGGUCUCGAGCAAACUCAGCAAAUACAAAUUUUAUUUGGCAUUGU